AUGGCGGUGCCUCUUUUGAAAACGGAACUCGACGACUCGACAUGGUCGACACUUUCUCCGUUGCCGUCGAGCGUGCUCGGCUCUCCAUCAAAAUUGCUUGCCGAUCACUUCACAAACCGUGUGACUGGAAAGACAUGCGUGACGAGCUCUUCCUCUCUAUGCUCGUCAUCGUCGACUGUGACGUCAUCCUCAUCGGCCUCUUCUUCGUUGGCGACAUCAACCCUGACGAUCGGCAAGGUAAAAGAGGAGCCGAUGGACGCUGACGAUUUCCUGGCUGCUGCGACCGCGACAGUGACGCCGACGAGGUUCAAGAUCACGAAUGCCGGUGGGCUGACGAGCAGUCGGGUCAUCAGUGCUGCCUGCAUCACUGGCGGCCCUCGGGUGUGUCGACUGUCGGCGGCCAAUGUCGACGACGGGGAAGAGUCUGAACGCCGCCUUGUUCCCAUCGUCGUGCACAAGGAGAAGGACUAUGGCAUUUCGAGGGUAGGAGCUCGACCGUCUGGUUUUCAUUUGCUUUCUUUUGAUGCCUGUUUGCCAAACGAAGACUAG
Molecule: messenger RNA, 549 nt
Organism: Notodromas monacha
Lineage: Eukaryota; Metazoa; Arthropoda; Ostracoda; Podocopida; Cyprididae
Source: the annotation of a GenBank genome assembly